AUGCGUUCGUUCAAAUUCACCUCCUUGCUCUUGUUAGCAGCCUCUUCUUUGGUAUCAGCUCAAACCGAGGGGGAAGAUACAACUUCAUAUGAAGGCACCACCACAGUAACAACUAUCCCGGCAGUCACUGCCACCACCACCGUGCCGGGCCAGGUCAACGUUGAAGGCAUCGUCUACAUUUGGACCAAUGAGGAAGGCGUCUUGACCACCACCACCGUUUAUGUCACUACCGAGACCGGUCCCGUUGAACAACCUCCAGCAACAUCUAGCGAAGAACCAGUUGUUGAAACCAGUGCUGCGGAACCAGCCUCUUCUUCGGGCGAGACUCCAGCCGAAACUACUGAAGCUCCAGUUUCUGCCACCACCACCGCACCAGCUGAAUCCUCAGUCACUGUUCCAGCAGAAACAAGCUCCCAAGAUAACCUUACCGCACUUGCGCCAAACGUCUCCACCAUAUCGGUUGAUGUCCCCGAAGGUGAUUACGCGACUUCCACCACAACUACUUACACUACGUUGUUGGGAGGUGAAACUGCUGUUUUGGAAUUGGUUGUCUUGUACACUCAAGUCUGCUCGGCCUAG
Molecule: messenger RNA, 579 nt
Organism: Lodderomyces beijingensis
Lineage: Eukaryota; Fungi; Ascomycota; Pichiomycetes; Serinales; Debaryomycetaceae
Source: the annotation of a GenBank genome assembly